UCAAUGAUGACAAUCUUGACUUGCGGUUAAGAGUAUAUAAAUUCGUGUGUGUGUAAUGAGAUGAUGUUCAUUUGUGUGGAUAAUGUGUUUGUUUAGACUAUAUAUAUAAAAUAUGUAAAAUAAAAGUAGGCUGCAUUUAAAGUUUUAUUAUUGUCUGUUAAAUAAGCAACUUUUAAUUUGUCUGAACAAACAUGGGGAGAAAAUUAUAUCUUUGCUACCAUACCGUCUUCCUCACUGCUUUUAUUGUUGAGCUUGUCAACUGCACUAGAGGCUCAGCCUCCCAGCAAACCUCCCGCUUCUCUACUUAUGAGGUGACUGUACCCAAACGCAUAACAAGACAGAAGAGAGAUCUGGAUGACCAAGACACAGGGAAGGUGUCUUACACCAUCCAAGCCCAGGGCAAGGAGCAUGUUGUGGUUCUGAAGAGGAAUAAGCUCCUGCUUCCUAAGGAUUUCACCGUUUACACAUAUGACAAAGAUGGCUCUCUUAUCACUGAAAGACCUGACAUGCAGAAUCACUGCCACUACAAAGGCUAUGUGGAGGACAUAGAGUUUUCGUCUGCAUCUGUCAGCCUUUGCUCCGGACUCAAUGGGUUCCUGACGAUAGGGAACGCUACACUCGGGAUCGAGCCUCUGGAGGGUUCCUCUGACUUUGAGCAUGUGGUGUACCGCUUGGAGAAUGAGAAGACGGAACAACCUGUCGGCUGCGGAACCCCUCACACCCAUCGCCAUGAUGACAACGACACCUCUUCCACUGCCCAAACCAUCGUCCACUCUCACAGUGACGUAUCUGGGCUCCCUGUCAGUCAUCUACUCAGAGGGAGGCGAGCUGUAAUGCUGCAGACACACUACGUGGAGCUGAUAAUCGUGUUGGAUUACAAAGGAUUCAAAAAAGUGAAUAAUGAGACCCAGACUCGAGAGCAUAUGAUACAACUUGCUAAUCGCCUAGAUAGUAUGUACGAGGCCCUGAACAUCCGUGUGGUGUUGGUGGGGCUGGAGAUCUGGACGGCAGGGAACCUCAUCAAUGUGACCAGCGAUGCUGGGAGUGUGCUGAGAGGUUUCACGGACUGGAGGAGGCAGAAUCUGACGCCCCGCCAACGCCAUGACUCUGCUCAUUUUGUGGUGAAUCAGCACUUUGGAAAAAUCGCAGGGCUGGCCUUCGUUUCCGCUGUCUGCAGCAGUAUAAGUACUGGAAUUAACAUUUAUGGCAGUACGGGCUACCUCUCGAGGAUCAUGGCUCAUGAACUGGGGCACAACCUGGGGAUGGGUCAUGAUCGUGUGGGCUGCUACUGCUCAGGGGGUGAUUGCGUCAUGGGCGCCCGUACCAAGUGUGGAAACUCAUGUGAUGAUAAAGUAUUUAGCAGCUGCAGCGCUGAUUACUUUGAGUCCAUGAUGCUGCGGCUUGGCCACUCAAACUGCCUGCUCAACAUUCCACAGCCACACGAGACCUACCGCAAGCCCUACUGCGGCAACAAGUUAGUGGACCCGGGCGAGGAGUGUGACUGUGGCUCUGAGGAGGAGUGUGAGAAAGACCUGUGCUGUGAGCCAAAAACCUGUAAGCUGAAGUCCUGGGCUCAGUGUGCCUAUGGUGAAUGCUGCAGGAACUGUAAAUUCCUGCCAGGUGGCUACGAGUGCCGCAGCCGGUCAGACGAGUGUGACCUACCUGAGUACUGCAACGGCUCGUCUCCUGUCUGUCAGGCUGAUAUGUAUUUGCAGAACGGACACCUCUGCAAGAACAGCCAAUCAUACUGCUACAACGGCAUAUGCCAGCACUACGAUGGUCAAUGCCAGACCUUGUUUGGCCCCAAGUCAAAGUCAGCUGCCGACGUUUGUUAUGAAGUUGUGAAUUCUAAGGGGGACCGCUUUGGAAACUGUGGCAGGAACCGGCUGUGCAGUGCCAGGAAUGCCAAGUGUGGGAAGCUGCAGUGUGAGAAUGUGAACUCUGGUACAGUGUUUGACAUCCACCCCUCCAUCAUCUCAACCUCCAUUGGUCCAAACAAGUGCUGGGGGGUGGACUUCAUGAUGGGGCCUGAUGUGAUGGAUCCGGGUAUGGUAAAAGAUGGAACAAAGUGUGGGGAGGACAGGGUGUGCUUGAAUCAUGAAUGCAAGGGUGUAGCAGAGCUCAAUUAUGACUGUGACAUAAAGGACAAAUGCCAUGGCCAUGGGGUCUGUAACAACAUUAAGAACUGCCACUGUGAUUAUGGCUGGGCUCCUCCAUUCUGCAAGGAUGAGGGCUAUGGGGGCAGCGUGGACAGCGGCCCCACAUGGAACGAUAAAGAUACAUCCCUCAGGGAUGGUUUGCUGACGUAUUUCCUUCUAGUUCUACCUCUGCUCCUGUUGGGUCUAUUUGUGUUUCUUGGUUGGAACCGGCUGCAACAACAGCUCUGCAGGAGGAGGGCUGAAUCUGGACAGCAGACCAGCAACCAAGACCCAACUGCUCAGACUGGAAACCCUUUUAAUGAUGGAGUUGUUCAGUCCUCAAACACAGCCUUUGUGCCCUCUGGACUCUGGGUCCCUCAGCCACUACACAAGCUCCAUACUGUAGAGACACAUGUAAGACCUCAGCGACCUCCUCCUCCUCCUCCACCUCCUGUGUAGUGCUCACUCUACCAAGGCAAGGGUGUGUGUGAAGAUCCAGGCGUGGGUGUAUACACAUGAGAGGCAGUAUAGAGUACCAGCUGUUGGCGAACCAAUUGCUCUCAGUGUUGUGAAAAUAUCACAGAUUAUGCAGGAAGUCAUAUUCUGUUUAGAUGAUGAAAAAAGUGUUUUCUAAGUCUAUUCUUUUCUUAGGAUUACAGCUGACUGUAUCACAAGAUAGAAU
This is a messenger RNA of Clupea harengus (Atlantic herring), 2820 nucleotides long. Its product is annotated as disintegrin and metalloproteinase domain-containing protein 9-like. Gene Ontology annotation, cellular component: plasma membrane. Lineage: Eukaryota; Metazoa; Chordata; Actinopteri; Clupeiformes; Clupeidae. The record is from RefSeq and is a predicted model, not a curated record. Gene Ontology annotation, molecular function: metalloendopeptidase activity. Gene Ontology annotation, biological process: proteolysis.